CCCUAGGUAAUUCUGUGGCGUCUCUGUCGGCAGAGAACGUUAAAUCAACCGGAAAAUCGGAUGCCGAUAGCCAAGUUAGUAAAUCUGGUGACGGGGUAUAUUGCCAUCAGUGUCGUCAAAAAAACAGGGCUCCCGCAGCAGUAUGCAGGAAUCAUACGAAGAAGAAACCCUGUUCAGUAAAGAUAUGUCGCAGAUGCCUAUGGAACAGGUAUGGUGAAGAGGUGGAGGAAGUAGCUAGUUUGGAGGAAUGGAAGUGCCCGAAAUGCAGGGGCGCUUGCAACUGCAGUGUGUGCUUAUAGAAAGACAACCAUUUCUCUUGAAGGCGGGAAAAGGAAUCGGCAAGGAAAUUUAAUGCAGAUGACUUCGAAAGAUUCUACGGCAAAAUUUCCCAAUUCUGCCGAUAUAAGUAUUGAGAACUGUCGCGGCUGCACAUUACGAAACCAUCAAAACCAUAGCGCCGGCAAGUUCAGAUUUCAGAAUGAAGGAAAAUUUCCGGUGUUGGAUAUCUGAAUACUACACAGAUAUGGCGGUUGAAGCAUCCCUAGGUAAUUAUGUGGCGUCUCCAUCGGCAAAGAACGUUAAAUCAACCGGAAAAUCGGAUGCCGGUAGCCAAGUUAGUAAUUUUGGUGACAGAGUAUAUUGCCAUCAGAUCAAUCCUACACACACAACAGAGCUGAGAUAGAAAGACAACCAUUUCUCAUGAAUGCGGAAAAGGGAAUCAGCAAAGAAAAUUUAAUUCAGAUGAAUUCGAAAGAUUCUAGGGCAAAAUUUCCCAAAUUUGCCAAUAUAAGUAUAGAAAACUGUCGCCGCUGCUCAUUCCGAAACCAUCAAAAUUCUCCACCCACAGCGCCGGCGAGUUAAGAUUUCAGAAGAAGGAAAACAUAAUUAACAUCCGUGUCAUUCAGGAAGGGAAGAGGCCUUCAACCCAUGGGUGUACUUACCAAUGCAGCAAAAGCGACUGCCGAGAUGCCAACUGCUGAGGGUUCAGAUAAUGGAAAGAUCCUAAAAUUGAAAGAUGGGGAAGCAUUAUGCGUCCUCCGAGAUAUAUUUCAUGGGCGAACUGCAAAGCAUGGAAGAUCAUGUCCGGCUGUCCUGUUUCAUGUACACCUGCUAUCAGUAAUUAAUGAGGAAGAGGGAGAGAAGGUUGCGAAGCCGAAUCCGAGCUCGUGGUUCAGUGUGCUAGAGAAAUACUUUGCUGAAUCUGAACAUGUUCUUAAAAUGUUGGGGAAGCAUUAUUUAGAGAAGGCUGCCGACCAUGACGCUUUAAAUGCUUCAGAAAUGCUUAGGGUCUUAAAUCUACUAUGCAUUCAUGCUCUUGGCACGAAAAAGCUAAGAAAUUGGAUAAAACACCAAAAAACACAAUUUGACCAAAAGGCAGAAGAAGCUAUACAUAAGGUUUUUGAAGCAAAAGGCGAGAAAAUAAAAGAGGACGCUGCCAAAGCUAUUGAUGCUAGGGAUGGGGAGCUGGAAGCAAUUGUUUCUCUUAAUAGAUCUGCUGCAGAGCAAGCUCAUGGAAAGCUGCUCGAGUCAGAGGCAAUGCUUUUGAAGCAUCAUUCCUACACACGGAACAGAGCUAAGAUAGAAAGACAAAGAAAUCGGCAAAGAAAAUUUAAUGCAGAUGACUUUGAAAGAUUCUAGGGCAAAAUUUCCCAAUUCUGCCUAUAUAAGUAUUGAGAACUUUCGCCGCUGCACAUUACGAAACCAUCAAAACCACAGCGCCGGCAAGUUCAGAUUUCAGAAGAAGGAAAACAGAAUGAAGGAAAAUUUCCGAUCUUGGAUAUCUGAAUACUACACAGAAAUGGCGGUUGAAGCAUCCCCAGGUAGUUCUGUAGCAUCUCCGUCGGCAGAGAACGUUAAAUCAACCAGAAAAUCGGCUGCCGGUAGCCAAGUUAGUAAUUCUGGUGACGGAGUAUAUUGCCAUCAGUGUCGUCAAAAAACCAGGGCUCCCGCAGCAGCAUGCAAGAAUCUUACGAAGAAGAAACCCUGUUCAGUAAAGAUGUGUUGCAGAUGCCUAUGGAACAGGUACGGUGAAAAGGUGGAGGAAGUAGCUAAGUUGGAGGAUUGGAAGUGCCCGAAAUGCAGGGGCAUUUGCAACUGCAGUGUGUGCAUG
Messenger RNA from Salvia hispanica, 2110 nucleotides. Lineage: Eukaryota; Viridiplantae; Streptophyta; Magnoliopsida; Lamiales; Lamiaceae. The record is from RefSeq and is a predicted model, not a curated record.